CUGGGCCCUUCUACCGAAUAAAACCCCAACUCGCUGCUUGCAGCAUCAUCAGUUCAUCGUCUCCUCCCCGUCUCGCGCACGAACACACGCCCCCGGCGCGCGCAGUAGCCAUUAACGCGUGCUCGUAGCAUUCCCUGCUUCUGCUUCCCUCGUCUUCUCGAAGCUUCAUCGCCAUGGCGGACCAGCUCAGCGACGACCAGAUAGCAGAGUUCAAGGAGGCCUUCAGCCUCUUCGACAAGGACGGCGACGGUUGCAUCACCACCAAGGAGCUGGGGACCGUGAUGCGGUCCCUGGGCCAGAACCCCACUGAGGCGGAGCUGCAGGACAUGAUCGCCGAGGUGGACACCGACGGCAACGGCACCGUCGACUUCCCGGAGUUCCUGAACCUGAUGGCGCGCAGGAUGAAGGACAGCGACUCGGAGGAGGAGCUCAGGGAGGCGUUCCGCGUGUUCGACAAGGACCAGAACGGCUUCAUUUCCGCCGCCGAACUCCGGCACGUGAUGGCCAACCUCGGCGAGCGGCUGACCGACGCCGAGGUGGACGAGAUGGUCCGCGAGGCCGACGUGGACGGCGACGGGCGCAUCAACUUCGACGAGUUCGUCAAGGUCAUGAUGGCCAAACGAAGGAGCAAGAGGACGGAGGAGAUGGCGGCGGCGCGCGGCAAGAAGAAGCCGGCGGGGCCGUCCGACGCCGGCAAGCGCCCCCAGAAAUGUGUCAUCCUCUGAGCUGCAGCUCCGUGUGUACCCGCGAGGCCGCGACCGUGCUCACCGUCGUGUUCCCUUCUUCCGGUUGGCUUGGCACUUGGCAGCGUGCGGAUGCUCGAUUCGACACCUCAUCUAGCUCAGCUGAGGGCGAAACAUGUCGUUCUGUUGCGUCGUACUCCACCCACGGUGUGUGUAACGUGUAAUACUACUUGCUGGAUGAAAUAACUUCUGCAACGUCCGCGUUGCAUUGCAUAUUUGCGUUAAUUUCUCUACACGAAAAA
This is a messenger RNA of Panicum virgatum (switchgrass), 985 nucleotides long. RefSeq names its product calmodulin-3-like. The record is from RefSeq and is a predicted model, not a curated record. The transcript is spliced from 3 exons. Gene Ontology annotation, molecular function: enzyme regulator activity; calcium ion binding. The coding region runs from base 174 to 725 and encodes 183 amino acids. Lineage: Eukaryota; Viridiplantae; Streptophyta; Magnoliopsida; Poales; Poaceae.